Messenger RNA from Caenorhabditis remanei, 4272 nucleotides. RefSeq lists its product as uncharacterized. Gene Ontology annotation, biological process: cell-matrix adhesion. NCBI's taxonomy places the organism in Eukaryota, Metazoa, Nematoda, Chromadorea, Rhabditida, Rhabditidae. The transcript has 16 exons. Bases 1 to 4272 code for a protein of 1423 amino acids. The record is from RefSeq and is a predicted model, not a curated record.
AUGACCUCGUCUAUUCGGCUCGCCUUUCUGGCGACGCUGUUGCUUCUGCUACCGUUGGAAGCUCAAAUCCAACAGGCCAACUCUGCAAAUAUUAAUCAAAAUAUUGGACAGCAAGAAGCUGGAACUCUUUUUACUGGAACAGGAAAUAAUCUUUAUUAUGGAGUGAAUCUCGUUCCAUUCGGACCGGAUGCUGGAGAUCAAGAAGUGAAUCCAGGAUUACUGACAGCUGGACAGACAAUCGAUCUUCAUAUGUAUUUCCCAUUUUACGGAGGGUUGUACAAUUAUUCUACACUCUCUGUAAACGGAUACAUCGGAUUUGCAACAGUUCUUGAUCAAGGACCGACUCUCAACGUUGGUCCAGAUAUGACUGAUUGGCCGAGACACGAAGAUCCAGCAAUGAUUGCUCCAUAUCUAUGUAAACAACAGAUUCCACAAAGUCUGAAUCCAGGAAUGCGUUCCGGAGUAUUCUAUCGUUUGAUGAUGCGUCAAUCUCUCUUCGGAAGACAAUCUGGAAGUAACACAAAUAUGGGUCAAUCCUCGUAUCAGUCAUCAUUCUUCGGACAAUCCGCCUCGCAAGCUUGUCCAGGAACACCCGAUUCUUAUGUUCGAUGUGAUACUCAAGCUGAUUAUUUCCUCGAAGAAAUGCAAAGAUGGUUGAUUGAAGGAGUUGCUGGAGCAGCUGCAUUCCGUGCUGAUGCUGCAUUAGUUGUUACCUGGUAUAACACCGCAUCAGCUAUUUCUGGAAGAUCUGACAUUGAUUCUGGACAGUUGGCCACUUAUCAAGUAAUCUGGUUGACCGAUAGAACCGCCCGUCUCUCAUAUGUUAUUCUAAACUACGAUCGUCUUGGAUUCGACGCCGCCGAUUUCCGUCAAAACUCGCGUUCGGGAAGAUGUCAGGCUCUAUUCAAUGGUGGAAACCACACAGGUCUCGUCCCAGUUGACCCAACUCAAGAUUUCAAAAACACUCCAAAAGUUCUUGCUCAAAGAUCUGGAGUUCCACAAAUGGUUCGAGGAAGAUAUAUGUUCAGAGUGGAUGAUGUAGUGAGACCAGCUGGAUGCAGUAACAAAACUGGAGGAACUUACCCAAUGUUGAUCUACCCAAACAUUGUGAAUAUGCUUGGAGAAAUGACAGUUGACGUGAAUGCAAUCUGCCUUGACAAAGCUCAAACCUAUAUUCUUAUGAUUGAACAACGUGCAACUGCCACGUGUACUGUCUUGACUUCUGCAAUUGCUCGAUGCAGUCUACCGACAAUCAACGAUUGGGGAACUAAAACUGUCUAUUUCCAACCACAAUCUGGAGGUGCAAACGAUGAAAAAGCUUUCGUUGGAUACAUUUAUUUCGUUCCGCCGACACUUGAUCCGAUGAGAUUGGAUAUUGGAAAUGUAUACGAUUGGUUCAAGAAUCCUCUUCCAUUCACGACGAUGCCGUUGGUCUGGUACCCGAGAAAUUUCACAAAUCCAGAAAUGAGUACCCACAUGGAUCAAAUCAGAAUGAACGAUGACUCGUUAUACAGUGUUCAACUUGGAUUGUAUGUCAUUGCAUACAGAGAACGAAAAGACGAUAAAAUGAAAAAAUUCAAUCCUGAGCAUCGUGUUAUCUGUCGAUUGGCUACUUACUCCAACCGUAAUACUUAUGAAUAUCGUUGGAAGCCACAGGAAGAAAGAAUUAAUUUAUAUCAAGUUGAACAAUGGUACAUGAACGAUUGGGAACGACAAAAUGAACUAUAUCAAUAUCGAUUCGGAUACUUGAAACUGUCUCCAUUGAGAACGAAUCAAGAACAAAAUCCACAACUUUUGCUAUCUGGACUUGUAUCGUCUCCGAUCUCUCUCCAUUUCCUCUGGACUUCAAAUAAUCCUAAAUUUGCCACAACCACAUAUUCUGUGAACGACGAGGCUUCUCGUACAGAAUAUAUCAAGAAGAAGGCCCUUGAAAUGUGCCAUGACUGGUACGAUGAAGACGGAGCACAAUGGAAUUUCAUCCGAGACACCGAGACCAACUCAUCGUGUCCAUGUAUUGAGAAACAAGCGAUUGCAGAUAUCGGAAGAUUUAUGCCUCAUCCAAGAUGUUCUCAAGCAUUCCGAGAUAUCACUUGUACUACUUCGAUUGGAUCCAGAAAUUGUUACAUGAGUUCUCAAAAUGUGAUGACGACUUAUGCUGGAGAUGGAAGAACUUAUAACUCUGAGAACACAGCUCGUUUCUCAACUCACUACGGACAAGUCUGCUGCUAUGACGAUCAAGGACAUUUGAUGCAAACAUCCUAUCAACCUGUCAUUAAAGUGACACCUGAUGUUCCCUAUAAUCCUGGUUUCCCUCUGAGAGCUUAUGAAUUUGGAACAGCGCCAUAUAUGGGUCAAUAUCAAGUGCCCGGUCUAUCUGCAUUCCACAACGACUACAUGCCCUAUUUUCUUUGUUGUAAAUUCGCCGACUUCCGAUGUCAAAUGUUCUAUUGGAGACGUCCGUCUUCUGGAUGUCAAGAGUAUCAACCACCUGCUUAUGGUGAAGUGAUGGGUGGUGGAACAUUCAAUACAAUCGAUAAUGACAAGUUCGUUUUUAAUGAACCUGGAGUCUACAAUGGUAUUUACAUUCCGAAGACUCUUUCGACGCCAGAAGUUAAAGUACAGAUUCGAAUGGAGAGAUAUCCGAACAGAAGAGUUGAUUUCAGUCUUCUCGGUCGUUAUAUGGCUCAACAAGAUCUUGUUCAACCAACGAAUAUCACAGUUGUAACUGGAGUUGUAUUGGAAGCAUCUGGAACAGAUCGAGUUCAUGUUCUUGCGAGAAAAGAUACAAGAAGAUUCAGAUAUAGAACAUCGAUUAUUGUUGGAAACAUCCUCAGAUAUUUCGAUACAAUGAGAAUUCAACGGUUCAAGGGAGUCAUGGUUUAUGUGAAUAAUGUGGAACGUGGACAACCAGAAAUCUAUGUCGUCCUUGAAGAAGCUCAAAUUGGAGUUCGUGUCCGUGAAUCAUAUGCUCUCGAUAUCGAUCGUCUUUCUGAAUACCAAGAAUCCAUGGGAAUUCUCAAUGUUGCCAUUUCGGUACCUCCUCAAUACGGAGUUCGUCCAGAUGGAGACAAAACGAGAGAACAAGAACUUAGACAGAGAUACAACUUGCCACGUGUCAGUGGAGUAUUCCGUCCAUUCCCUGAUCAAUCAUCUGGAAGUUAUUUGAAUACGUUGACAUUGAAUGACGUCAAUUCGGAAACUUAUAGACAACAGAUCAUUCAGAUGUACAGAGUUCAAGGCUCCGGAGAACCAGGAUCUGAUCAAAACAUCAAUAACCAAGGAAAUAAUUAUGGAAUGCCAACUGAGAAUAUGUUUACAACUUCAAGAGAUGAGGACAAGAAAUUCGAAGUUUUCCCAGAAGCUCAUAUGAGAAGUGAACCUAUUUUCAAGACUGCACCUAAAUAUGAAACUGGAGUUUAUCGGUUCUAUCCAAUCACUGGACAAGUUAUGAAUCAACGACUUCAGACAUGCAGAGAUAUGCAACAGUCCAAUACAAUCAAUCUCCAGCCUCUUCAAUCUCAAUUAACUGCUGAUUACGGACAAACUCAAUGUCCAGAUAAUCCAGCUGCUGUCAUCCAAGAUUGUGGAGAUUCCGUGUCUUGUCUCUAUGAUUAUUCCCUUCUCAAUUCGAAACUUCUCGGAAUAAAUGUGAAAAAUGAGUGGAAUACGUUCACUUCUGAUCGAUUCGAUGCUUCCAGACAAUACAACAGUUGCGGAGUAAUCAAUAUCGAAUAUCCAGAAUAUUUGAUGAAAACAUCAUCGAUGACAUCUGCAUAUAUGCAAGGAGAUGUUGCACGUUUUGAAUGUUUCCAAUCUCAUUGGAUCAAGGGAGUUCAUGAAUACAAAUGUGGAAUUGUUGUGGAUAGAAACCGAGUCAACAUGAAUGAAUAUCGAUUCGAGUGGAAUAAAGGAGAACAACCAUGGUGUAGAUCAAGAGAAAAAGAGAAUUUCCUGAUUUGGCUCUCGAUUAUCGCCGGAAUUCUUGGAGUCAUCGUCUUCGUUAUCCUCAUUUUCUUGUGUUGCUGGAUUGUGAAACAGAAGAAAUUGAAUGAAGCAAGUGAGACAAGAAGGCAAAAUGGAUUUGAUAUGGCAAGCAGAAGUUCAAUGACUGGAAGUAGAGGAGGAAAGAAAUAUCCGAUUAACGAAUCAGAACCACUCAAUGAAAAACGAUUCGAUGCGGAUACAUUCAGAGAUGAUGACUUCUAUCCACCAGCAAGAGAAGGACAAUACGCUCGAGCAGAUGAUUUACACGGAUUGAAGACAUCUGUAUAA